CACUACUUCGCCAAGGAACCCAUACCAUAUCGGCAGCAUUCGGAGGGGAAGAGCCUAGAGGUUGAACACCAAAAAAGAGGCCCGCUCAGAUUUGCUCUCGGGGAUUCUUGAGAGCCACCGGUACUUGUGUUGCCUACCGUUCGGUGCAUUUCGGCCCGUAGUAUCCUUCUCGUGCCCUCCGACGGGGCACGUUCGAUUCGUUCAAGACGGCGGUCCUUUCCCCCCCAGCCAGGGACAGCCUUGUCCCUCCGCAUCUUCUCGGGAUGCAGGAUAUGCCGGGUCACCAGGCCGGGCCGAGCGCCCCUGGCCGCUUCGGCCACCAGUCGAAGCCUUCGAAUAGCGACACCGGCUUCUCCCACAGCGCCUUCACCUCGAACAUCAGUGGUUUUGCCGACAGGCAUCCGCGUCGCGGGAACAUCCCGACCAUCAACACCCAGCCGAUCCAGCAGCACCAUCAUCAGGGGGGGCCUGCCAAUGGUGCCGAUCUGACCACUCCCGGCACCGCGUUUGACAUGCAGUUCACCCCCCUUCUGCCGUCCCAGCUGCUCCUUGGCAGCCCGUUCCAGCCUGGGACUCCUGCCGCCUUCGCGACCCCCCACUUCCAGAACGUGAACAACUUCCAGCAGGCCCAGCAGCAGGGCCUCCAGCAGCAAGCGAACGGCCCGUCCAGCCCGGUCCAGCAGAAUAUCUCGCCCCAGGUGUAUCAGUCGAUCGUGUCCCCUUCGGCCUACGGCGCCCCCCAGUUCUACACGCCGCAGUCCCCGACCGGGUCGUUCAACAACGUCGGAGGCCAGCUCCCGGUGUCCUUGCAGCCUACCUCGCCCGUCUCGAUGGGUGCCGGCAUGGUUACCGGCACCAGCCGGACCGUCUACCUCGGCAACAUCCCUCCCGACACCUCCGCGGAGGAGAUUCUGGGACAUGUGCGCAGCGGCCAGAUCGAGUCGGUUCGCCUCCUCCCAGACAAGAACUGCGCCUUCAUCUCGUUCCUUGACGCGAGCUCGGCCACCCACUUUCACUCCGAUGCCAUCUUGAAAAAGCUCUGCAUCAAGGGGCAGGAUAUCAAGAUUGGCUGGGGCAAGCCGUCGCAGGUCCCGACCUCGGUCGCCCUCGCCGUCCAGCAGUCCGGUGCGUCUCGCAACGUCUACCUCGGCAACCUGCCCGAGGACAUCACGGAGGAGGAGUUGCGGGAGGACCUGGGCAAGUUUGGUCCCAUCGACACGGUGAAGAUUGUGCGCGAGAAGAACAUUGCCUUUGUGCACUUCCUCUCCAUUGCCAAUGCCAUCAAGGCCGUCACCCAGCUUCCCCAGGAGCCCAAGUGGCAGGCGCCCCGCCGGGUCUACUACGGCAAGGACCGUUGCGCAUACGUCUCCAAGACGCAGCAACAGAAUGCCGCCCAGUAUCUCGGCAUCGCCCCUGGCUACGCGCACAUGCUGACCGGCGCGGACCGCGACCUCAUCUCGAGCGCGCUGGCCCAGCAGUCAGUCGCCGCCGCCGCCGUGGCCACCACGGCCGGUGGCAUUGGCAACCUCGGCAACCGCACAAUCUACCUGGGCAACAUCCACCCGGAGACCACGAUCGAGGAGAUCUGCAACGUUGUCCGCGGCGGCCUCCUGCACCACAUCCGCUACAUCCCGGACAAGCACAUCUGCUUCGUGACCUUCAUCGAUCCCACGGCGGCGGCGUCAUUCUACGCGCUCAGCAACCUGCAGGGUCUGAUGAUCCACAAUCGUCGGCUGAAGAUCGGCUGGGGCAAGCACUCGGGCGCUCUUCCGCCUGCCAUCGCUCUCGCCGUCAGCGGCGGUGCCUCGCGAAAUGUGUACAUCGGCAACCUCGACGAGACCUGGACCGAGGAACGGCUGAGGCAGGACUUUUCCGAGUAUGGCGAGAUUGAGCUCGUCAACACCCUGCGGGAGAAGAGCUGCGCUUUUGUCAACUUCACCAACAUUGCGAAUGCCAUCAAGGCCAUCGAGGCGGUCCGUUCAAAGGAGGAGUACAAGAAGUUCAAGGUCAACUUUGGCAAGGAUCGUUGCGGCAACCCGCCCAGGCAGCUGCAGCAGCAGUCGCCUCGCGGCGACUCGCCGGCCGCGAACGGCACCACCCCGAACGGUAACUCGCCCACCGGCGGUUCUGCUGCCACUGCUGCUGCCGCCGCGCUCUUCAACACGACCACCAACCCCCUUACCAUGUAUCUCCAGCACGUGUCACAGCAGGCUCAGCAACAGGCGCAACAGCAGGCUCAGCAGCAGCAGCAGCAGCAACAGCAACAACAACAGCAGCAGCAGCAGCAAAACCACGUGCUGGCCGCUCAGCAGGCCGCGCUGUUUGGCACCGCCGCAUCGUCGCCUAACGAGCCCGGCUUGACUUUGGAGGUCCCGCAGGGCCCGGUCUCGGGCCACCAGCAAUCGGCCAGCAUCUCCAACGGCUACGUCUCCAACCCGUCCACGUCGGGUGCGACAACCAUUGGCGGCCUGCUUGCCCCUGGCAACCCUCGUGCCUCGCACAAUCGUGCCGUCAGCCUGCCCGUGUUUGCGCCCUUCGAGAACGGCGGCGCGAGCCCCAACAGCCUGCACGGCAGCGUCGGAGGCGAGCCGGGUGAGCCGCGCCGCGGACACCAGUAUCAGGCGAGCUUUGGCGGCAUGGGCGCCGGGUUCGGACUCGCGAUCCAGGGGAACCUGAAUGGGUGGGUUGAGGAGGAGGUUGCUAACUAAACCUCGAAUUGAGCUCCAGCCCACCCCCCCCCCCUUCGAUUUGUCAGUGCAGCAGCGGAGAUACGGUAGAGCGCAAAUUUGGGAACAAAUUGAGUAUUUGAUUGUAAUCUGGACCAGUUUUCUUUUGCAUUUUUUCCGGCUUUUG
Messenger RNA from Thermothelomyces thermophilus ATCC 42464, 2853 nucleotides. RefSeq lists its product as uncharacterized. Lineage: Eukaryota; Fungi; Ascomycota; Sordariomycetes; Sordariales; Chaetomiaceae. The transcript has a single exon. Gene Ontology annotation, molecular function: mRNA binding. The coding region runs from base 264 to 2708 and encodes 814 amino acids. The record is from RefSeq and is a predicted model, not a curated record. Gene Ontology annotation, cellular component: cytoplasmic stress granule. Gene Ontology annotation, biological process: mRNA splicing, via spliceosome.